AUGUCCGCCGCAACCGCGCCCCGUCGCUGGGCGGCCCUUUUCCUGCUGUUUUCCCUUCUCUGCGUCUUGUUUACGCCCGUCGAGUGUGUCAAACACGAGCUCUUCAAGACCUGCAACCAGUCCGGCUUCUGCAAGCGCAACCGGGACUUUGCCGACAAUGCCCAGUCUCUGGCCUCCACCUGGGAGUCCCCCUACAACCUCGACCCCGCCUCGGUUACCUUCGCCAAGGGCCAAUUGACCGCCACCGUCCUCAAGAAGGUCAAUGGCCAGGAUGACGUCCGUCUGCCUCUCACCGUGGCCUUCCUCGAGUCCGGCACUGCCCGCUUUACCCUCGACGAGGAGAAGCGCCAGAAGGGAGAUAUUGAGCUGCGUCACGACAGCAAGGCCCGCAAGGAGCGCUACAACGAGGCCGAGAAAUGGACAAUCGUCGGCGGCCUCGAGGUCAGCGCUAGUGCUGCUAUCAGCUCCGAGGCCGAAGCCGGCACCACCAAGGUCGUCUACGGCCCCGCUGGCAAGUACGAGGCCAUCAUCAAGCACUCGCCCUUGGGUGUCGACUUCAAGCGCGACGGAAAGACCCAAGUGCAAUUCAACGAGCGCGGCCUUCUGAACUUGGAGCACUGGCGGCCCAAGACCGAGAAGGAGAAGAAGGAAGGCGAAGAGGGCGCGGCCGAAGAGGCCACUCCCGAAUCGACCGAAGAUGAGAGCACCUGGUGGGACGAGUCUUUUGGUGGAAACACCGACUCCAAGCCUAGAGGCCCUGAGAGUGUUGCUCUCGACAUCACCUUCCCCGACUACGAGCAUGUCUAUGGUAUCCCCGAGCACGCCAGCUCCCUCUCGCUCAAAGAGACUCGCGGUGGUGACGGCGCCUACUCUGAGCCCUACCGUCUCUACAAUGCCGAUGUCUUCGAAUACAUCAUGGACAGCCCCAUGACUCUCUAUGGAGCCAUUCCCUUCAUGCAGGCCCACCGCAAGGACUCCACCGUCGGUGUCUUUUGGCUCAAUGGAGCUGAGACCUGGAUCGACAUCGUCAAGGCGAAGAGUGCUGCCAACGCCCUUAGCCUUGGUGUUGCCGGUCAUACUGAUACCAAGACCCACUGGAUUUCUGAAAGUGGUCUUAUUGAUGUUUUCGUCUUCCUCGGCCCGGAGCCCAAGGACGUGAUCAAGAGCUACAGCGAGCUCACUGGCUAUACUCAACUGCCCCAGGAGUUCGCCAUUGCCUACCACCAGUGCAGGUGGAACUAUGUCACGGAUGAGGAUGUCAUGGAUGUCGAUCGCAAGUUUGACAAGCACGACAUCCCCUACGAUGUCAUCUGGCUUGACAUUGAGUACACCCAUGAGAAGAAGUACUUCACCUGGGACCCCAUGACUUUCCCCAAGGCUCUGGAGAUGCACGAGCACCUCGACAAGCAUGACCGCAAACUUGUUGCCAUUAUUGAUCCUCACAUCAAGAACGUUGCCGACUACCCCAUCAUCGACGAGAUGAAGAGUAAGGAUCUCGCUGCCAAGAACAAGGAUGGCAACCAGUACGAAGGCUGGUGCUGGCCAGGUUCGUCCUAUUGGGUCGAUUGCUUCAACCCUGCUGCAAUUGAUUGGUGGAAGAGUCUUUUCAAGUACGACAAGUUCCUUGGCACUGCCCCGAACACCUUCAUUUGGAACGACAUGAACGAGCCGUCCGUGUUCAACGGUCCUGAGACUACCAUGCCCAAGGACAACCUGCACUUCGGCAACUGGGAGCACCGUGACGUACACAACAUCAACGGCCUGACCUUCCACAACGCAACCUACGAAGCUAUGAUCCAGCGUAAGAAGGGUGAGGCUAUUCGUCCAUUCGUCCUGACUCGUUCUUUCUACUCGGGUAGCCAGCGACUUGGCGCUAUGUGGACCGGUGACAACCAGGCCAAUUGGGACCAUCUCGCAGCUGCGAUCCCCAUGAUCCUGACCCAGAACAUUGCCGGCUUCCCCUUUGCUGGUGCUGACGUUGGCGGUUUCUUCGGUAACCCCAGCAAGGAUCUCCUAACUCGCUGGUACCAGGCGGGUGCUUUCUACCCCUUCUUCCGCGGACACGCUCACAUCGAUACCCGUCGCCGUGAGCCUUAUCUCGCCGGUGCGCCCUACACGGAGAUCAUCACGCAAGCCCUUCGCCUGCGUUAUUCUCUCCUCCCCGCGUGGUACACCGCUUUCCACGAAGCCAGCGUAGACGGUGCCCCCAUCAUCCGUCCCAACUACUACGUGCACCCAACCGACGAGAAGGGCUUCGCCAUCGACGACCAGCUCUACCUUGGCUCAACCGGCCUCCUCGCCAAACCUGUCGUUACAGAGGGUGCGGAGAGCGUCGACAUCUACAUCGCUGAUGACGAGCCAUACUACGAUUACUUUGACUACACUGUCUACACCGGCCCGGGCACCAAGACCAUCCCCGCACCGCUUGACAAGAUCCCCUUGCUCAUGCAGGGCGGUCACAUCAUCCCGCGCCGUGACCGCCCGCGCCGCAGUUCCGGCUUGAUGAAGUACGACCCCUACACGCUCGUCGUUGUGCUGGGCAAGGACGGCACCGCUUCGGGCGAGCUGUACGUCGACGACGGCGAGACGUUCGACUAUCAGCAGGGCGCGUACAUCCAUCGCCGCUUCCUAUUCGACACCACCACGAAGGCUCUCACUUCCAUCGAUAUCGGUACCUCUGGCGCCAAGACCGCGGCCUACCUCAAGGCCAUGGCCAAGGUGCGCGUCGAGAAGGUCGUAGUCGUCGGCGCGCCAGCCGAGUGGGAGACCUUGGAGAACGCUUUUGUCAGCGAAGAGGGCGCCAAGGAGAGCCAGCGCAGACGCAAGGCGGCUCUCAGCUACACCAAGGCCCAAGGCGGCAAGGCGGCAUUCGCGGUGGUUAGGGAUCCCAAGGUCAGCAUUACCAAGGGAUGGAAGAUCGACUUCGGUGGCGAGGCGGCGGAUGAGCAUCACGGACAUGCCCAUUAG
Diplodia corticola is the source of this 2967-nucleotide messenger RNA. Its product is annotated as alpha-glucosidase. Gene Ontology annotation, cellular component: glucosidase II complex. The coding region runs from base 1 to 2967 and encodes 988 amino acids. The transcript is spliced from 3 exons. Gene Ontology annotation, molecular function: alpha-glucosidase activity; carbohydrate binding. Gene Ontology annotation, biological process: N-glycan processing; carbohydrate metabolic process. NCBI's taxonomy places the organism in Eukaryota, Fungi, Ascomycota, Dothideomycetes, Botryosphaeriales, Botryosphaeriaceae. The record is from RefSeq and is a predicted model, not a curated record.